AUGCCGCGAUCCGUUUCCUUUGUGGCGCACCACGACACCGCCAGGUCCGGGGUGUCUGGCACGGCAGUGACUGUCUGCGCGCUGCGCGCGGAGGAGUCCGCGAAGCCUGAGCGCCGCAGGCUCGUCUUUGACCCGCUGGCGUCGGUGCUCUGCGGAGGCUGCGGCCCCGAUGCCGAGUGGAUCGAGUCCACGGGCAGGUCGAGGGAGUUCUGGAUCGACUUCAUGGCGGUCAGAACUCGCUGGAUAGACGACGCGAUGGCGCUCGCACCCCCCAAGCAGCUGGUCAUCCUGGGUGCGGGGCUGGACUGCCGGGCCUAUCGCCUGGAGGCCCUCAGGGGGGUGCCCGUGUUCGAGGUGGACUUCGGAGAGGUGCUGGAGGCCAAGCAGCUCAGUCACGUCCCCGCGAACCUCGGGGUCGACGACCUGCAGCAGGCGCUCUUGGCAGCGGGCUUCCACACAGGCCAGCCGUCGGUCUGGCUCCUGGAGGGCCUCACCGGCUACCUGACCGAGCCCGAGCUCGCCGCGCUGCUCGAGAGCGUGGCCGCGGCGUCGGUGGAGGGGUCCACGAUUAUCGCCACGUUCGUAGGCGCGGAGAUGAGGGCCACGAGCAUGCAUCGGUUCUCUGUGGCUGACGAGAGCCAGGUCGCGGCGGUCCUGGGCGCCGCGGGCUGGGCCGCGGCAGAGGUGCAGCGGCUGGGCGCCGUCUCCCGGGGCUACGGUCGGGACUCGGUCCCUCCGGAGGUCGGGUACUUCCUCGCGUCCGCCGCCAGGGAAUGA
Molecule: messenger RNA, 777 nt
Organism: Prorocentrum cordatum
Lineage: Eukaryota; Dinophyceae; Prorocentrales; Prorocentraceae
Source: the annotation of a GenBank genome assembly